UUAGACCGUACCCCGGAAAUUUCAAGUGUAUAGUCUUCUGUCUCUCCACACCUUCUGUCAUGUAACAGUAAGCCCUCCUAUAAAUAUAAAACUCCACAAGCCUAAAUCUCACUACUUCUUCAAAAAAAAAAAAAACCUCUUUUUCAUCUCCUUUCUUCACAGCUUCAAAACUUCACUCUUUCUCUUCUCCUUCCCUUUUGCAUGGCAGUGAGCUUGUUAUCACAUGAGGUAUCCGAUCUCUGUCUGGCCAAGCCGGCGCUGAGGUCUCUUGCCGUCACAGCCACCGUUGCCGACGCCUUGGCCGCCUUGAAAACCUCCGACGAGGCCUUCAUCAGUGUAUGGGACUGCAACCACUCACCGGAGUCCCUCACCGGCGGCGACUUCCAUGAGUGCAGGUGUAUUGGAAAGGUGUCCAUGGUUGAUGUGAUAUGCUAUCUCUGUAAAGAUGAGAACGUCUUGUCCCCUUCUGCUGCCUUGAAAGCACCCCUCUCUAAUAUCUUGUCUAAGAUUCCAGGACUCGUCAUACAUUUGGAACCAUCUUCCAGCUUGUUGGAUGCCAUUGAUUUGAUACUCCAAGGAGCUCAAAACUUAGUUGUACCCAUCAAGAGAAGACUGGGUAGCAACUCCAGAAGAAAACACCAGCCAAAAAGCGGCGUCACGGCCGCCGCGACCACCAUUCACGGCGGCGGUCUGGAAUUUUGCUGGAUAACGCAAGAAGACGUAGUUCGGUUCCUCCUGAGCUCAAUCGGACUCUUCUCCCCAAUCUUGGCCAUUUCCAUCGAAGCUCUCGGAAUCAUCAACCCCGACGUUCUCUCCACCGAUUACCAUGCGCCGGCGAUCUCCUCCAUCGAUCUCAUCUCCCGCUCACUCGCUAAUCAGACCUCCGUGGCAGUCGUCGACGCCGACGGUUUUCUUAUCGGCGAGAUCUCGUCGUUCACGCUCACUUGCUGCGACGAAAGCGUGGCCGCGGCGAUUGCGACGCUUACCUCUGGUGAUCUGAUGGCUUACAUUGACGGCGGAGGUCCACCGGAGGAUCUAGUUAGAGUUGUGAAUCAGAGAUUAGAAGAGAGGACUCUAGAAGGAAUGUUAGAGUAUUUCAAUACAAUUUCGAGUGGAAACCAAUCAACGUUGUCGUUUUCGUCUUCUUCAGACGAAGAAUCGUCUUUAUCUCCGAAGACGACAUUGUCGAGGUCUUCGUCGGCGAGGUUAGGCCGAUCAGCGAGCUACUCGGCGAGGAUGGUGAGGAGAGUGGAGGCGAUCGUUUGCCAUCGGGAGAGCUCGCUGGUUGCGGUGAUGAUUCAGGCUAUAGCUCACCGAGUAAACUACGUGUGGGUGAUCGAAGAUGACUGUAGCUUGAUCGGAAUCGUCACAUUUUCCGAGAUUUUGAAGGUUUUCCGGGAAUAUACAAUGGCAUAGUAAGGAAAGUUUUUGUGAACGAGUCUGAGAUCAGAAUGGGGGUAGACAGAGCUGAGAAAAAUAUUAUUAUUAUUAUUAUUAUUAUAAUAAUAAUAAUUAAAAAAAAAGUAAAAAGAAAGUGGAAAAGUGCUGUGAAUAGGGCCACUUUUUGGUUUCUUUAGAUUACAUUUAUUUUAAUUUUGGGUCUUGAUGUCGUUUGAGGAACUUGAAACUUGGAACUGUGUAUGAUUUGUACGUUUUUUUUUUUUCAAGCAAUUUGAGCAGAGAAUCGGCGGAGGCAGAUUUCUAA
Molecule: messenger RNA, 1705 nt
Organism: Humulus lupulus (European hop)
Lineage: Eukaryota; Viridiplantae; Streptophyta; Magnoliopsida; Rosales; Cannabaceae
Product: CBS domain-containing protein CBSX5-like
Exons: 2
Coding region: 202-1416 (404 amino acids)
Source: RefSeq, a predicted model, not a curated record